This is a messenger RNA of Fraxinus pennsylvanica, 942 nucleotides long. The record is from the annotation of a GenBank genome assembly. NCBI's taxonomy places the organism in Eukaryota, Viridiplantae, Streptophyta, Magnoliopsida, Lamiales, Oleaceae.
AUGGGGAGAGCUCCCUGCUGUGACAAAGCCAACGUGAAGAAAGGCCCAUGGUCACCGGAAGAAGACGCAAAACUGAAGGCCUAUAUUGAGAAGCGUGGCACGGGUGGAAACUGGAUUGCCUUACCACAAAAAAUGGGUCUGAAGAGAUGUGGGAAGAGUUGUAGGCUUAGAUGGUUGAAUUAUCUCAGGCCAAACCUCAAGCAUGGAGGGUUUACUGAGGAAGAAGAUAAUUUAAUUUGCAGCCUGUAUAUAAGCAUUGGAAGCAGAUGGUCGAUUAUAGCGGCGCAAUUACCUGGAAGAACAGAUAAUGACAUAAAAAACUAUUGGAAUACAAGGCUGAAGAAGAAGCUUCUAGGCAGGCAACGUAAAGAUCGACAGGCUUGCAGAGGGAUCUGCCCCAAGCAAGAAAUGAAGAAAGGAUAUGAGAAUUUCUCAGCUAAUGAGUGCUCCGGUUUCUACCCUUUUCCACCACAACCAGUGGUGUCGCCGCCCUUUUCAGUGGCCUGUGGAACACAAACAUCUACUCACAUAAAAAACCAACAGGAAUCCUUCACCGAUAAUUUGAUCGUGCAGUUUGGAAAAAGGUUUUCUUAUGAGAAUCAGCAACUAAACAACAUUGGAUUAAUCAACACCUCUACUCUAUACUCUUCCGAAAAUAACUUUUCGACAUGCACAAGUUUGAUAAAUAGCACAUGCCCACCAUUGAUGAGUGAUUACUAUGGUGUAACUUUAGACCAUUUUCAAGGAACUAAUAAGAUCCCCGGAGAGCUUGACGAUUUUGUCAUCAAUGGAAACAUUAAUCCACUACAAUUGCAUGGACUAGAGAAUUUCUCUACAUUAAUGGACGUGGUUACAAGCAACAGUACUUCUCAAGAAAGUUGUAGCUGGGGAGAUAUAAGUUCUCUACUUUACUCUUCUUCUAUCUCCACUCUUCAGUUAUGA